CUCGGCGCCGGAGCCAUGUCGAUGCUGCCGUCUUUCGGCUUCACGCAGGAGCAAGUGGCGUGCGUCUGCGAGGUCUUGCAGCAGGGCGGCAACCUGGAGCGGCUGGGCAGGUUCCUCUGGUCGCUGCCCGCCUGCGACCACUUGCACAAGAACGAGAGCGUCCUGAAAGCCAAGGCGGUGGUGGCCUUUCACCGGGGCAACUUCCGCGAGCUCUACAAGAUCCUGGAGAGUCACCAGUUCUCGCCGCACAACCACCCCAAGCUCCAGCAGCUCUGGCUCAAGGCGCACUACGUAGAGGCCGAGAAGCUGCGGGGCCGGCCGCUGGGCGCCGUCGGCAAGUACCGCGUGCGGCGGAAAUUCCCUUUGCCCAGGACCAUCUGGGACGGGGAGGAGACCAGCUACUGCUUCAAGGAGAAGUCCCGGGGCGUCCUGCGGGAGUGGUACGCGCACAAUCCUUACCCGUCGCCCCGGGAGAAGAGGGAGUUGGCCGAAGCCACGGGCCUCACCACCACCCAGGUUAGCAACUGGUUUAAAAACCGGAGGCAGCGAGACCGAGCGGCGGAGGCGAAAGAGAGAGAAAACACUGAAAACAACAAUACAUCUACCAACAAACAGAACCAGCUGUCUCCUCUGGAUGGGGCCAAGCCACUCAUCUCCAGUUCCGAAGAGGAGUUUUCGCCUCCCCAAAGUCCAGAUCAGAACUCCAUUCUCCUGCUCCAGGGCAACCUGAGCCAUGCCAGGAACUCCAGCUAUUCUUUGACCGGCUUAACUGCCUCACAGCCAGCCCACGGCCUCCAGCCUCACCAACAUCAGCUGCAGGAAUCCCUCCUAGGCCCUCUCACUUCCAGUUUGGUGGACCUGGGCUCAUGA
Thamnophis elegans (Western terrestrial garter snake) is the source of this 870-nucleotide messenger RNA. RefSeq names its product SIX homeobox 1 (gene SIX1). Gene Ontology annotation, biological process: regulation of transcription by RNA polymerase II. The coding region runs from base 16 to 870 and encodes 284 amino acids. NCBI's taxonomy places the organism in Eukaryota, Metazoa, Chordata, Lepidosauria, Squamata, Natricidae. Gene Ontology annotation, cellular component: nucleus; transcription regulator complex. The transcript is spliced from 2 exons. The record is from RefSeq and is a predicted model, not a curated record. Gene Ontology annotation, molecular function: DNA-binding transcription factor activity, RNA polymerase II-specific; RNA polymerase II cis-regulatory region sequence-specific DNA binding.